This is a messenger RNA of Perognathus longimembris pacificus (Pacific pocket mouse), 1027 nucleotides long. RefSeq names its product hes family bHLH transcription factor 2 (gene Hes2). Gene Ontology annotation, biological process: regulation of neurogenesis; regulation of transcription by RNA polymerase II; anterior/posterior pattern specification. NCBI's taxonomy places the organism in Eukaryota, Metazoa, Chordata, Mammalia, Rodentia, Heteromyidae. Gene Ontology annotation, cellular component: nucleus. The transcript has 3 exons. Bases 12 to 557 code for a protein of 181 amino acids. Gene Ontology annotation, molecular function: DNA-binding transcription factor activity, RNA polymerase II-specific; RNA polymerase II cis-regulatory region sequence-specific DNA binding; protein dimerization activity. The record is from RefSeq and is a predicted model, not a curated record.
GCCCGGGAGCCAUGGGGCUGCCGCGCAAGGCUGGGGACGCGGCGGAGCUGCGCAAGAGCCUGAAGCCGCUGCUGGAGAAGCGCCGGCGCGCGCGCAUCAACCAGAGCCUGAGCCAGCUCCGGGCGCUGCUCCUGCCGCUGCGGGGCCGGGAGGACUCCCGCGGUUCCAAGCCCGAGAAGGCGGACAUCCUGGAAACGACCGUGCACUUCCUGAAGGAGCUGCCCGCCUCCCCGGGCCUCGCCGCGCGCCGGGAGCGCCCCUCUCCCCUCCCGCCGCCCGCCCCGGGCUCGCCUUGCUCUCGGCCCGCAGCGCCCUCGGACAGCUACGGCGAGGGCUACCGCGCCUGCCUGGCCCGCCUGGCCCGCGUGCUGCCCGCCCGCCGCGUCCUGCAGCCCGCGCUGAGCGCCCGCCUGCUGGAGCACCUGCAGCGGAGGGCGGCCGGCGACCCCGCGGAGGGCGGGCGGGCGGCGCCCUCGCCCACAGCACCGCCCGCCCCGGCUCCUGCGCCCUCCCCGCCCGCGCCGACCCAAGACCCCCGUCUCUGGCGGCCAUGGUAGCCCCCUGGCCAGGCCCACCGGGCCCGCUGAUUGCCAGCAGCCCUCCUCCAAGGAAGCUCCUGGUAGUGACUGCUUUGCUUCCAGCACCCGGAAGGCUGCAGGAGCCAGGGAGAGACACACCUGCCCAGCCCCGCGCCGGCAGCAGAUCAAGGCCCCCGGGCCAUCGGCCUUGAUGGUCCCUGCACACCCAGCUCCGCCGGGCCCUACUCCCUGCCCAGCUCCACUUGGGUCCCCGUGAGCACAGAGCCGCCGGGGCCACAGGGGCUUUGAUCACUGGUAAAUCGCUGCAGGGCCCAGCAGGGCAAAGGGCACGUCGGGCUGGCCAGCGGUCACCCACAUGUGAGCUGCCCUGUCUGGCGAGGAGAGGAUGUUUCCAUGAAUGCCCUGGAGUGGCGGCUUUGUACCCAGGCUUGGGACCACCAUAUUAUUCCUCUAGCAUUAACAACACCCUAGAGGUCCGAGGAAGGGUG